Molecule: messenger RNA, 1684 nt
Organism: Poecilia reticulata (guppy)
Lineage: Eukaryota; Metazoa; Chordata; Actinopteri; Cyprinodontiformes; Poeciliidae
Source: RefSeq, a predicted model, not a curated record
GCAGAACAGACCGCUUAGACAAAAGAUGUUGCCUCUGGCCAUGUGGUAGGGAUACUUGUAACAAUCUAUUCACUUGAAACAAACAGGUAAAAGAUCAUUUGAGUGUUAUAACUUUAAUAACUGUUGACUCCAGUCUAUUGUUCGCAUUUAAACUGGAAAACACUAAUCAUUUUUAUAUGUUUAGUUAAAGAAUAUACAACAGCGCUUUAAAAAGAAUUGGCCAAUCAGUGACAUGAUAUUCGGAAGGCGGACUUCAUAGUUGUGAUCGACAUGAUUCUCAGCCAAUCGCUGGCCGCAGUGGUCGACUUCAACCAAUCAGGUGGCAGAUCGAGCUGUGGCGUCCAACGAGAGUGGAUUUUCAACGAGCCCGAGAGAAAAGCGGAGAAGGGAAGACAUCAUUUCUCUCUCAGUGUCUUUGGGGCUAAGCACUCGACGGCAACAAGAUCGAGGAAAAAAAAAAUCUUUCUCAACAGGAUUAUAUUUAUAUAAAAUAAAUCACAAAAAAUAGCCAUGGCCGAUACAGCUGUUGAUACAACCGCCACCACAGAGGUUACAGCCAAGGAGCUGAAAGAGAAGAAAGAAGCAGCAGCAGCAGCAGCAGCGGAGGAGGAGGAGAAGUCGACCGAGAGCGGGGACGCACCUGCCAAUGGCACCAAUGGUGCUGAGCACAGUGACAAAAAGGAAGAAACUACAGAGGAGGAGCAGAAGAAUGGAGCUGAAGAUGCGGAGGCGGCGCCCCCUGCUGAGGAAACCGAUGCACAGCCGGUGAAGCGUGCAGCUGAAGAGGAGGAGGACAAAGCUGAGACAAAAAAGCAGAAGACAGAGGAGAAUGGCGACUCAAAAGAAGCAGACGUGGAGGCCUAAGUCUUUACCCUGCUACUUGUUUGCGGCACUGUCCUACCAGUCUGGUCAACAUUGCUUCAUAGAGCUUGUGCUUUCUAUGUUUUCGAUAGAGAUUUUCCUUUUGGUUGCUCCCAUAUUUUCACAUUGCACUGGAGUCUUUGAGAUGUAGUGGCCCUGCAUACUUCUUUUUUAUGAAAUGUUAUUUAUUGGUCUUGAAAAUGAGCUUUUUUUUCUACUUGUUCCAAGUCGGGCCACGCCAUAAGAUCAGUUUUUUCAUUUCCUGACGUUUCACAUCAGUCUGUUAGAAGCACAAUCUCUAUGCAAGUGUUGACCAGGUGAUUCAUACAUACAGGCAGCUGCUCACCCUCAAGGCUCAUGUUGACCUCUCAGAUACACUUAAAAGGACCAAAGAUAAGUUUUAAGCAGGGGAUAAUAGACAGUUGUUGGCAUUAUUAGUCGAGGUGUCAAUUUUUGUGUUAAGCUGCUACUUAAUUCCUGCCUGCCCUGUUAACAUAACAGAUGGUGCAAAUGAGUAAAAGGGGCUGUCUCUUACACCUCCGCUGAUUGUGUAACCAUUUUCUUUCCUGUGGAGGCAGGAGUUUGCAAUGUUAAUUAACCCCUCUUAAAUCUUAAGGCUUUGGUCAUUUGUUCUGUAUGCAUUCCACGCAAGUUUGUACCAUUUAUACUUUUUUUUUUUUUUUUCUUGCAUUUUCAACGAGUUUUAUGUUAUGGUUGAGUAGCCCACUUCUGUGUAGACCGCCUUUUUCAUAACCAGAAUGGCAUUUGGUUACUUCAGCCACUGCUUUGUAUAUUCUGAUUAAGAAAUAAAUUUGUCUUUUUA